Gallus gallus (chicken) is the source of this 10522-nucleotide messenger RNA. It is a transcript of the gene ZFYVE9, whose product is annotated as zinc finger FYVE-type containing 9. Lineage: Eukaryota; Metazoa; Chordata; Aves; Galliformes; Phasianidae. The transcript has 19 exons. Gene Ontology annotation, molecular function: metal ion binding. Gene Ontology annotation, biological process: endosomal transport. The record is from RefSeq and is a predicted model, not a curated record. Gene Ontology annotation, cellular component: early endosome membrane. Bases 3925 to 8175 code for a protein of 1416 amino acids.
GGGCCUCUUGGCAACAUGGUGUUUGUGCUAAGAAAGCAGAUCAAUUUCUUCCUCAUUGAAACAGUCAAAAAAGGUAGGAAUUGGGAAUUAUAUUCUACUUUAAACUGCUAUAAAGUAGGUGUCCUUCUCAGUUGGACUGCUUUCUCUCAUUUAAUGGAGGGCAAAGUUUGGUAGUGUUGCUGUAAUUUUUCUUGUCUCCCUUUCUGAUGGUGAUACUUUCUGUACGACUUCUUUGAAGUUGCUGCUCUUUUGACUGCCUUGCUGCUGCCCUGGCACAUGUGAAUAUCUACUCUUGGAAACCUGGCUGGAGAAAAAAGUGAGAAUAAUAGCUUUAAAAUAGCAUAGAGAAAAGUAAAGGGAAAAAAUGCAAACAUUAGUGAAAUAAUUAGAGAAGCUGUACACUGCUUCAGGUUUUGUCCAUCUCUGUUUGUGGAGUUAUCUGGGGAAAAAAAAGGACAAACCACUGUAACACUGAAAUAGUUUAUCUUUUGUCAGCAGUCAUGGGUAGAGUGCUGGGGUUGUAUUACGCAGAAAUAGCCUGCCAUGCCCCAGUCUGCUCUUUGAUUAAUUUAUGUUGACUAGGAGGAGCGCCAGAGAAUUAUGGUCAUUAAAGUGAAAGAUAAUUGGGCAUCUUGAGUUUUUGGUGCAGGAAAAGGAUUAGCAGGGACUAUCUUGUUUGUAUUUAUUAUAAUUUCCUCUCUUGCUUCUGUUUUUAGUAUUUCUCAUUGAGUGGGUCUAAGGCACACUUUAAUGGAAUUUUUAAAUUUUAGACAAGGUAUUUUUCAGAAUUUUGAAAACAAUUUUUUUUGUCACGUUGCAUGCUACUUGUUUAACUUACUGAGAGAACAAUUCAUGUUUAAUUCGUGGUCUAAUCUGAAGCCCUUGCCACUGCAGCCAUUUUCAUGCAUGUGACUGAGAUACAGCUACUGCUACAUCACAAACGUUCUCUCAUACCCUCCCUUCCUUCUGUUUGGCACGCACUGGAUGAAAACAGCCCAGUACUGUCUUUGUAUAGGAUGAAUAGCUGUUUGAGAAUUGAUGAAGUUCAGGAAAGACAACAGCACGGGAGAAUGAAGCUUUCAUUCAUUCCUUGGUCUGGAGGUAUGCUGCCCAUAUGGGUGCUGUUGUGACAGCAUAUCCCGAGACUGGUGUGGAGGACUGGUUUGUGGGAGGAACAGUCCUAGGCAGUAGUCUGUCUUUCUAUUUGCAUUAAUUCUUAAAAAGUAAUCAAACACAUAUGUGUGAAACUUGACACUUCAUCUCUGAGAGGCCAGUAAGGAAUUGUUACGGUGAUAAACUGCACAAGAUAAUUUACCAUUAUUCAAAGCAUUUCAUCACUUGAGUGAAGGAGAAACCCCACCUUUUCCACUUGGGAAGACUUAAUAUUCAGAUUAACCGAUCAGAUAAUUGAAAAUAAUUUGUAUUGUCUAAUUGAUGUGUGACCUGAAGCUCUUUACCUGUUUCCACUCCUGCUUGAAGUAUUUCUUUCUUGCUGCAGUUUUUAUUCUUGCAGUGUUUGAGACCUGAGUACAUCUACUACAUGUCAUCUCUCCAAGUCUCCUAUCUCAUGGUUUCAGAGUAUAGACAAGUAGGAAUUUAAGAUACCAGCACUGAAGUCUGGGUUUGCAUUUAUGAUACCUUAUUCAAUUAAUCUUGCAAUAACAAAGUGCGUUAAAAUGGCUGCAGAUGUAUUUCUGCCUACUCAAAGACAUCUUCUCACUGAUAGCACAUUAUAUAGGAUCUGUAGUGUAGUUAUGAGUUGGAUCCUUGCCAGUAGAUGGAAGCAUUUUUUAGCAUCUCUUCAUGCUUUGAGUUUUCUGCAAUUUUUUUUUUUACAUAGUGUCAAAAUUGCUGCUCUUUCAGUCUCUUCGUUUAUUGUAAGCUAUUCUAAUUCCUGUUCAGAUUAUUUCCACUUGGUUUUGUAAAUAUUUUUUACAUUCCUUUUUGUUGAAGAUAUUUCUAACCUUAUAUUUUUAGAUCUCUCUCUUUCUUUUCUUUAUUCAGGGCACGUCUCUGCUUGUCAAAUUUCUCUUCAAUUUCUGUUUUGCUUUUGCAGUAAUUGGCAGACACCCUCUUGGAGCUCCUGAGGGAAAUCAUAUAUGUAGUAUUAUAACCAAGUGGCACCUGAGUGAUAUCACUGUAGGGCAGGAGGCAAAAAGUUCAACCAUCAGCAGAGAUAAGAAACUGUGAAAUGCACCAAGUAAGCAAGCUGGAGCAGCAGAGACACAGGGCCCCCUUCCUUUGUGGUCUAGUAUUUCAGUAGAUAUGCAGUUUUUAGGUGGAAAUACAUGUUGAUUUUUUUAAGUGCGAUGGAACCAUUUUUUUAAGCAGUAAGAAAAACUUAAUAAUCAUUAGUUUUUGCAGUGUUGUAAAUAUUCUUGGCUUUCCUUUGUAGUUAUUCUUCUUGUUCUUGAUUCUGUUCUAAUGUAAUGUUGGAAAAAGAAUUUGACUUUUUCAACUUGCAUUUCAUUUCUCUUAUGAAACCUGAGUGGUAUAAUUUACUUUUUCCUUUCUGAAUUGCUUUGUUUAUAAAUAUAUCCAUAUCUGUAAGUAUGCUUUGAUCUCUGAAAGGAGAAAGUGGUGAUGAAUUGUUGAAUUGUAAACAAAAAGCUCUAGGACCUCCAGGUAACAGCUCUUCAAAGUUUUCUUCAGAGACUGGUUAUGAUUGUCUGAAUCUGUGUUCCUCUGUGUUAUGGGCAGAAAAUUAUUACAUGGUAAGAAUAGAACAAGGAAAAUGAAUCAGAAUAAAAGCAGCGAAUAGUAAAACUAUAUUAUUGCCUUGAACAUUGCCUUCCUGGUAGGCUUGCUGGCUUAGAGCACUGGUAACUGCACAGCAUGUUUUAGCUGUGUGUUGCUAGGUCUGAUCCAUUUCUGAUUGGUAGAGAUUGAAGUUUGUGGUUGAUAUAUGACUGACUGCUUAGUGUGAAAUGUGUUUGAUGUUCCUGAUGCAGUUGAUAGGCCUAGUCAUAAAUUGCAAACAGAAUUGUCAUUAAUUGAUCUAUCUUUGCAAAAGGAUCACGGAAACCAAAUCAUUUUGUUCUGUCUACAGACCAGGAAGGAGCAUGGUGAUGAUACCUUGCUCAGCUGCCAUGUUAUUUCACAUCUCAUCAUUCUGAAGACUUUCAGUAGAAUUGGAUUUUUGUACACCUUCAUUUUUGCGUGCAUUAAGAAGCUCAUCUGAAGAACCUUGUAAUAUAAUAAUUGUUAAUAUUUCCCAAAUAUCCACAACUCAGCUUAUAGGGGUUGAAAUAUACAUGGCAUGAAAAUUUUUAUUGAGCCUACAGGAACGGUUCUGUUGGCAGGCAAAGCUGUGUGAUUUUGUUCUGAAUUUGGAAAUGGCGCUACUAAGAGUGCUACUGUUCAGUUCAUUAGUUUCCUGGAAUUAUUACUGUAGCUUAUUUCUGAAAAGAAUAAUAAACAACCCUGGGCAAUUUGUAGUGCAACACCAAAUAUUGUUUUAAUGUGUGGAAAACUUUUUUUGUUGCUCUUGUUUAUUUGUUUUUCCUCUGAUUGUUUGUUGGAGUUCUAAGAUUUAUUUGUUUUUUUUCCCCUAACAUACAUGCAGCUGCUUCAUCAGAGUGCUAAUAAAUAUUUCAACUGCCAAACAGGUCAAAUACCAGUACCUUAACUUAUUUCAGUCGUUGUUCUUGUUCAGUUAUUAAAACUACUAGCCUUUCUUCUUUGCUCAUGGCUGUACUGGGUUCUUGAGCUAUGUUGUAUACCAGGAUGUGGACCAUGAAAAUGAUCACCUGACCUUGGAAAAUGCUGUAAUUAGGAGAACAAGGAUCAAGAAGAACACACUGAUUCAGCAGAACUGGCUGAUUGUGCUGCAGUCAUCAUGAGUAGGCACAGGGUCAUUCGUUUCUUAACAAAUGUAUAAGAAAAAAAGGUUCAGACAAGAAUCUGGUGGUCAUUCCCUGACAAAUGGAGAACUAUUUCCAAGCAGAGGCAUAUAACCUCGAUAAGGUUUUAGAUGAAUUUGAGCAAAACGAAGAUGCCGCUGCUUCACCUACACUGUUGGGUGCAAAGUGGAAUCAGAUUCUAGAUCCGCCUUCGCGUCGUCUGUCAUAUAACCCGACUGUGGCCGAUGUGAAUGAAGCUACAACUCCUAAUGAAUGUCAGCAGAGAUUAAAGUCUUUCUCCUCGUCUCAUUCAGUGACUACACCAACAGGAGGAGAGGAUCACUGUGCUAAUGGAAAGGAUUUUAACCUAAGCCCAGAGAUUCCAGUCAUGUGGAUUGAUGAUCAGGCAGCAGCAGAUGAUCAGUUAAUUAAAAGGAAUAGCAAUCGGGAUGAUCAGUGUAACACUGUGGAAUCUGGAGAAAAGAAAUGUGGAAGUAUAGCUUGCUUGCCAGAGGAGAAAAAUGUACUAGUGGUGGCAGUUAUGCAUAACUGUGACAGAAGAACACUGCAAAGUGGUGACUUGCUGGAUUGUAAAAAUUACAACAGUCAGUCCCUAAAGGACACUAUUAGCUUUACACUGGAUAAUGAAAACCAACAGAGUGAUGAGUUUAGUGUUACUGUAAAUGGAUCCAUGGAAAAAGAUACAGAUACGGAAAAGCAAGUAAAUUGGCUACGUACUGAAGAUGACUCUAGAAGUAAUUUGUUUAAUGCUUCAUCUGAAACCUUGACCGUUGCGUGCCCCUCCUCUUGCUUAAAGGAUGAUUUUAAUAUGAGUAAAGAUUCGUGGCUUUCAGAAGCUACAGCUGCAGGGAUUAAUACAGUGACUCUCUGUAAGAGACCUGUGGAUGGUAUCGUUAAAAUGCAGGAAAAUUGUUUAUCAGUUGAAAAUUUUAGUAGUAAAGCCAUUCCUCAGAGAACAGAUGUAGAAGUUAAAAACUUUUCUGGUUCAAGUAAUGGAAGCUUAGGAGAAGAAACAACCCAGCAAAUACGUUCUAGGCUAUCUGGGCUUGAAGAAACUUGUCAGUCUAAUGCGGCUGGAAGUAGCAACUACAAGGAAUGUGUUGCAGAACAUUUUACCUCUGAGGAUGGUAGUGCUGUUGAAAGUGAAGUCAUUGAAUGUGAUAAAAAUCUUAGCACAUCUGAAGUGCUCAGUAUGGAAGAGUGUUACCCUGAAUCUCAGGAGAUGACUAACUGGGAAUUGAGUAGAUUGAAUGAGAUUAAUAAUAAGCAAACUGUGGAAGAGAAUGAAAGACUUCUGCAGACAAAACAGCCUGAUGAGGCAUGUAGUAGUAGCAAAGAAGGUGGAGAGGGGAAGAUGGAGUCAGGCAUAGACUUAAAAGGGACUGGUACAGACGAGCUUGAAGGGUCCAGUCUCUCUGAUGCGAUGGGUACAUCAACAGCAAGCUCUCUGUCUAAUGGUUGUGAUUCCUAUGGAAUGCAGAACCCAGUUGUUCCUCAUGUUCCAAAGACUUUACCCUCCAAGGAAGACUCGGUAACUGAGGAAAAGGAGAUAGAGGAGAGCAAGUCAGAAUGUUAUGCGAACGUUUAUGAACAGAGAGGAAAUGAGACCAUAGAAGGGAGUGGUCUUAUUUUAAACAGUGCUGGUGACCAAGUAAAGAAGAACUAUAUACAUAAUCUCUGUAGUCAGGUGCCAUCCCUGCAGGGGCAAACUUCACCAAAACCAGUGACUAAUCUGCAGUCUGUCAGUGUUCCUUUUGGUGGUGCAAGACCAAAACAACCUACAAAUCUUAAAUUGCAGAUUCCAAAGCCAUUAUCGGACCACUUACAAAAUGAUCUUGUUCCCCCAAACUGUGGAGGUAAUAGUAAAAACAAAAAUGUCUUUGUCAAGACGCAAUUAGGGGAUAACUUGACAGCAGAUGUGUUUCCUGGUGAAGCAUCGUUAAAUGCCCCUGUUACUGAUACUAAUGGAGAACACUUAGAAGAGUAUGAAUCUGGAAUCUCUAGUAGUCCGUGCCUUGCAGUAGCCCCAGAUAGUCCAGAUAAUGAUCUCAGAGCUGGUCAGUUUGGAGCUCCAGCCAGAAAGCCUUUUACUACUUUGGGUGAGGUGGCUCCAGUUUGGGUUCCAGAUUCUCAAGCACCAAACUGCAUGAAAUGUGAGGCGAGAUUCACAUUCACGAAAAGAAGGCAUCAUUGCAGAGCCUGUGGGAAGGUUUUUUGUGCAGCAUGCUGUAGCCUGAAGUGCAAGUUGCUGUACAUGGAUCGAAAGGAAGCCAGAGUGUGUGUAAUCUGCCACUCGGUACUAAUGAAUGCUCAAGCCUGGGAGAACAUGAUGAGUGCCUCAAGCCAGAGUCCUAACCCUAACAAUCCUGCUGAAUACUGUUCUACUAUCCCUCCUUUGCAGCAGGCUCAGGCAUCGGGCGCCCUGAGCUCACCACCUCCCACUGUCAUGGUACCUGUGGGAGUUUUAAAGCAUCCUGGAGCAGAAGUGGCCCAACCAAGAGAACAAAGACGUGUUUGGUUUGCUGAUGGGAUAUUACCCAAUGGAGAAGUUGCUGAUGCAGCAAAACUGACAGUAGCUGGAACAACUUCUACAGGAACCUUAGCAGUAUCACACGAUCCAACAAAGCCCGUAACCAACAACGCUUUAUCAGCAGAAACUGAUAAUGCUUCUGUGUUCUCGGGAAGUAUAACUCAGGUUGGCAGUCCUGUUGGCAGUGCAAUGAAUCUAAUUCCUGAAGAUGGGCUUCCUCCGAUUCUCAUCUCCACUGGCGUAAAAGGAGAUUACGCUGUAGAAGAGAGACCCUCUCAGAUCUCUGUCAUGCAGCAGCUGGAGGAUGGUGGCCCUGACCCUCUUGUAUUUGUUUUAAAUGCUAAUUUGUUGUCCAUGGUAAAAAUUGUAAAUUAUGUGAACAGAAAGUGCUGGUGUUUCACUACAAAAGGAAUGCAUGCAGUGGGACAGUCUGAGAUAGUCAUUCUCUUGCAGUGUUUGCCUGAUGAGAAGUGUUUGCCCAAGGAUAUCUUUAACCAUUUUGUGCAACUCUAUCGGGAUGCCUUAGCAGGUAAUGUUGUUGGCAACCUGGGACACUCCUUUUUCAGCCAGAGCUUUCUGGGAAGCAAAGAACACGGAGGGUUCUUGUACGUUGCAGCUACGUAUCAGUCCCUGCAGGACCUGGUGCUCCCAACCCCACCCUACUUGUUUGGCAUCCUCAUUCAGAAAUGGGAGACGCCCUGGGCUAAAGUGUUCCCCAUUCGACUGAUGCUGAGACUCGGAGCUGAAUACAGACUUUAUCCAUGCCCACUUUUUAGUGUCAGAUUUCGUAAACCUUUGUUUGGAGAGACCGGACACACCAUUAUGAACCUCCUUGCUGAUUUCAGAAAUUAUCAGUACACGCUGCCGGUGGUCCAAGGCUUAGUGGUUGAUAUGGAAGUCAGAAAAACCAGCAUCAAAAUUCCCAGCAACAGAUACAAUGAGAUGAUGAAAGCCAUGAACAAAUCCAACGAGCAUGUUCUAGCAGGGGGAGCAUGCUUCAAUGAGAAGGCAGACUCACAUCUGGUGUGUGUUCAGAAUGAUGAUGGGAAUUACCAGACGCAGGCCAUCAGCAUCCAUAAUCAGCCGAGGAAGGUGACUGGUGCCAGCUUCUUUGUGUUCAGUGGAGCUUUAAAAUCCUCUUCAGGCUACCUUGCCAAAUCCAGUAUAGUAGAAGAUGGAGUAAUGGUCCAGAUAACUGCUGAGAACAUGGACUCUCUGAGGCAGGCCUUGAGAGAGAUGAAAGACUUCACCAUCACUUGUGGCAAAGUAGAUGCUGAAGAUCCUCAGGAACACGUUCACAUUCAGUGGGUAGAAGAUGAUAAAAACUUCAGUAAGGGUGUUGUGAGCCCUAUUGAUGGCAAAUCAAUGGAGUCUAUAACAAGUGUGAAGAUAUUUCAUGGCUCAGAGUACAAGGCAAAUGGAAAGGUCAUUCGGUGGACAGAGGUGUUUUUCCUGGAAAACGAUGAGCAACACAGUGGUCUGAGUGACCCAGCUGAUCACAGCAGACUGACUGAAAACGUGGCAAAAGCCUUCUGUUUAGCUCUCUGUCCUCAUCUUAAGUUGUUAAAAGAAGAUGGCAUGACUAAGCUUGGUCUGCGCGUUACUCUCGACUCAGAUCAAGUUGGUUAUCAAGCUGGGAGUAAUGGACAGCCACUGCCUUCUCAAUACAUGAAUGACCUGGACAGUGCCUUAGUUCCAGUGAUUCAUGGAGGGGCAUGUCAGUUGAGUGAGGGGCCAGUCAUAAUGGAGCUCAUCUUUUAUAUUCUGGAAAACAUCUCAUAAGAGGACUUCAUUUUCUGUUCAGACCUGUUCCAGCAGCAGUUGUAUCUGAAUCAUUUGCACUUUAAAACUGGAAAAAUUAAGCUUUUGGUAACACUAUUAAGGGGAGGUGGGGGGCGGGGGGUGGCGGGAGGGACAGUUGUUCCAUAAUUCUAAAUCUUCUAUGCAUUGUCAACAAACAGAGGAUCAGGGCAGCUUCUAUACUACAACAUGGCUAUGCUAUCCUUGCAGCUAAUAACUUCUGUUACUGUUUAGAGAAAUGCUCAUGUUUAAAGACUUAGAGUACACGACUGUAAAUGCUCAAAUGAGUGCAAAGAUCACUGGGGCGUAAAUAAAAAGUGAAACUCCUAUCUUGUACUGUUUGUAGAUGGACAAGUAAGAAACAACAAUCAAGACCUCCAUUCUGACCUCAUCAUAAUGCCGUUUGUGGUUAUUCUGUAGACAUUAAAAGUAACGUUUACAUUAUUUUGACCAGAUUAUUGGUUGAAAUGUGUUUGGAGUAGCCCUUGAGAGAUGUGGAACGAUUACCUAGCCAUAACUACAUUUGUAUGUGAGUCUGAAUGAGAAGGGCAAGCAUCUCUCAGAAAGCGGUAUUAUGUUUGCAGCAGUUUUGUGUGUGAAAUAGGCUAGUUUACUUUUAUCCCCCACUCUAUUUACUGUAAAAACAACAACAAACUUGUCACCUCAGCUGAUUUCUGUAAUCUUCUAGAACACCUCUGCUCUUCUCUACUUUGUUUACAAAUCUGUAUGAAUUUCAGAUACCUGUCCCAAGCAGAGGAAUAGUCCUGAAGUGCAGUUAUUACCCCUUUCCCCCAGUAGGUCCUGCUUUUUAAAGAAAGUAACACCCAGGGCAGCUUUAAGUCUCCUCCCUGCUGUACGCUGUAGUGUAAUGCUAGCGUCAUGUAAUACGAGACAGCUUGCACUUAUUAGCAGCACCAUGUAAAAGCUUACCUGUGAUAAAAGUUUAGAGCGUCUGUUUCUGCAUGUUCUGCUGAAAAAGGCUUUCUGGUCAGCUCUGAAAACUUGCACACGGCCCAGUGCUCUUGGUCUCACCCGGGAGGGUGCUAGGGAAGCAGCUGCUCACAGCUGGCACAGCAUUGUGAAGCUGGAAUUGACACAGCUAGAAGAAAAGUGAUUCCACAGUCUUCCCACAUCAAAUUGUUGCAGUGGAAAGCUGCUAACGAGCAGGAGCAGGGGGCUGUCUGUUGAGCCAGGCAAAGCAGCUCCAAAGCCCUCUGAGGAAGGGGGUGAGCAUUUCCCCCUGCUGUCUGUGCAGAAAAUUAGUGGGAAAAGGGAGACUACUUACAGUUAAGACAGUAUCUCAGACCUUGCAUUGUCCCUACUUGCAAUCAGUUCUGUUGGAUGCAGUGGGGAUCAUUUUGUUCCUGCUGUGUAUGAGCAAUACAGGCAUCCUUUCAACCAGAAAGAGAAGUCCAAGGCUACUGUGAGACCAAUGCUAUGUUUUUUUAAACAAAUAUACAGCAUUAGCUGGGCAAAGGAAAAGGUUACUGUACACAGCGAUGUAUUUUAUGUAAAGCCAGCACCGUAUAUGUACAGAGUGCAUUUGUGAAUAAAUGGCUACUGCUUUUUAAAUAAAAGUUUUACAGAUUUAUAGCAAAUUACAGCUGUUAGCACCCAAUGUUUUGAAGAAGAAAGGCCACGGUGAUGGGGUCCCAAUCCAGAGAUAAAAGCUGGCCAGCAAGAGGUAGCGCAUUAGCAACACUUACCCCAUUAAGUGUCCACCAAAUACAGCCUUACCUCUGGCAGUUGGGAAGAGGUGGCUUCAUGUUUCACGAUGGCCAAACUAACCUUAAGCAAUGAAAAGCCUCCCUAUGUAUUUGUGCAGUGGAGCAGGACUACGGUUACUUUCAGCCUCCCUUCUGCACUCCGUGUGCGCACACUGUGGGCACAGCGCAGCACUACGUGGUGUAGGCAAGAUUUGGUAUCUGGAAGAGAGUUCCGUAAACAAAGUAAAAAAACCCUUCCUUCUACAGCCUGCACUCCAGCUUUGCCAGCAGCAACUUCCCAGUUACCUUAGUUGCAUUGUUCUGCUUAAUAAUGCAGUAAAAGAGGUGAAAAAUCUUUUAUCUUCUCUUCCUUUGCCCCAAAAGUCAUUUAAGUUUGGGUUACGUUUGUGCAAAACACUAUCAACUGGUGACUGACAUGUUUGCUUCAACCAUAGCUUUUUAAAUGACCUUAAUUACCAUGUUGUUAAGAAAUGAGUACUUGUUUUAGAAAAGAAAUUGUACUUUUAAAAUUCAGUUAGUUAACACUGCAAAAAACUGCAUAUUAUAUUUUUAUUUUCAACAUGUAGUUUUGUAUAUUAAAUUUAUUGAAAUUAAAAACUAAA